AUGGGGCUAUCGAAUUUCCCUACUUCAGCCGAAGGUGUACUUUCGGAGCUUGUAAUGAGCACGGUUCUCUCGGUGGCUCCAUCGAAGAACAUGGUGAGAUCUUUACUCCAAGUAACGGGUACAGCUUCUUCAAAUUUCAACAUCGAAGACUCGGAAGAAGAGACGAUGAACAAAACAAGGGUGAGGAGGGUAUCGUUGACAAAGUUCAAGUCUUUGUACCACGACAGAUGCUCCUCCCCCUCGUCGGAUUCGGUUCCGGGAACCAACACUUGCUGCGUGUGUUUAACCGGGUUUGAAGCCGAUGAGGAGGUGAGCGAGAUGUUUUGCAAACAUUUUUUCCCGCAAAGGUUGCUUAGAGAAAUUGUUUGGGAACAAGCAUAGUACAUGUCCUCUAUGUCGAUCUAAUCACUAGAAU
This is a messenger RNA of Hibiscus syriacus, 415 nucleotides long. RefSeq names its product probable E3 ubiquitin-protein ligase XERICO. Bases 1 to 381 code for a protein of 126 amino acids. Lineage: Eukaryota; Viridiplantae; Streptophyta; Magnoliopsida; Malvales; Malvaceae. The record is from RefSeq and is a predicted model, not a curated record. The transcript has a single exon.